AUGCAAGAUGAGGAUUCCGUACUCAUUCCCAUCUUGGCUACAGAGCUCUUGACUGCUCUUGACUUGAGAUUCCCCUUCAGCAACAUUUUGGAGAUGACUUUCAAUUGUCUCUUUGUUCAUUUUCUGGCAGUAGAAAACACAACCUACUACUACCAAGGCAGCUUUAAAGUGCUGGAUAUCCCACAAAAUAGAAAUUAUGAAAGGGAGACAUCACCAGAAAAUAACUAUUUUAGCAAAAUUCUUGAGACUAAGAUGGUUGAUGCAUUUCAAAGUUCUAGCAUUUACAGACAAUACAUCAAUUCUCAAGUCAUCACACUGGUUCCUGAUGACAACAGUAUGAGAGCACAUAUAUGGCUGAUAUUCAAAGCUCCCAGAUCAAUGAAGGAAAACACAAGAAGGAGAAUCGAAAACAUCUUACGUCAGAUGCUGAGUAAUGACUCAGGAUCCUUGACUACAGAUCCUAAUUCUCUAAGACUCACAGAAAUCAGUAAGGUCGAUGCUGAAAAGAUUAUUAACAGCCGCUGUGGGAGACGAGCAAGGAUGUCAGCUACAUAUGAUAGAAUCAAGGGAGGUUCUGCUGCUCAGGAGGGAGAGUGGCCAUGGCAAGCAACUCUCAAAAGGAAUGGCCGACACAGCUGUGGGGCAUCUUUGAUCAGUGACAAAUACCUGGUGACUGCAGCUCACUGCUUUCAAAAGACACAAAAUCCCAGAAACUACACUGUCAGCUUUGGCACCAGAGUAUAUCCGCCCUAUAUGCAACAUUAUGUUAAAAACAUUAUUAUACAUGAAAGCUACACUCGGGGUGAACAUCAUGAUGAUAUUGCACUUAUAGAGCUCACUGACAAAGUUUUAUUUAAUAAUGAUGUGCAUCGAGUUUGUCUUCCUGAGGCCACACAGAUUUUUCAACCAGGUGAAGGAGUUGUUGUUACAGGAUGGGGAGCACUUUCAUAUGAUGGUGAAUACCCAGUGUUACUUCAGAAAGCACCUGUGAAGAUUAUUGAUACAAACACCUGUAAUGCUAGGGAAGGAUAUUAUGGUUUGGUGACAGACACAAUGCUAUGUGCUGGGUACUUGGAAGGAAAUAUCGAUGCCUGCCAGGGUGACUCUGGAGGACCACUAGUUUAUCCCAAUUCUCGAAAUAUUUGGUACCUUGUUGGAGUAGUGAGCUGGGGCUCAGAAUGUGGUAAACUCAAUAAGCCAGGUGUCUAUAUGCGAGUGACUGCCUAUCGCAACUGGAUUGCCUCCAAGACUGGUAUCUAAGAGAAAAGCAUCUUGUAGAAAUUACCUUAGGUCAUUUUUACCUGUUACUCCUGUCUUAUUUAACAUGCAUUCUAAAUUAGUGUGUAUAAUGGGUUUCAAAAGAAUUGUGGUCCUGAGGGAAUACUUAUGAACUUUAAUUUUAAGAAGACUCUACAAGACAAAACAAGAAAUCUCAUGUUUAGUUGAGAAAGGCCUAAGCAAAGAAAGUACUCUUAUCAAAAACUGACUUUUACUAUUUGUUUUCUAUUUGAUGACCCCACAUCACAGUUAUCUCACCAUAACAUAAAGCUCUUGGUUUUAGGCAUUCAGACUUUAUGGAAUUGUGCUCUUGUCCAUUGCAAGUUACCAGGCAGCGCUGUGAGAGACUGGAACCAACACCUUUUGAGGGGUGGGUUGGAACAUGCUGUUUGGAGCAUCAACUCUCAGGUCAUAGUUUUUGUGGAAGGGGUGUGGCUGUGAACUAAAUCUGAUCAGAAUUUAGGCACUGACUCACAGUCUCUUAUUUGGGGUCUUGAUGAACUCUUGCAGUCAUUGUGAAAGAAUUUCACCAUCAGCAAAAAUGGGCAAAAACAACACAUUUUAGAGGUACAGAGACGAGGUGCACCAAUUCUUCAGUGUUGAUAUAUAUAUUUUCUGUAGAAAUUCCUUAUUUGUAACAUAUAAAAAGAAGUAGCUAUGAGCCAUGAAAAUGUGUAGAGUAUUUUAAUUAAAACAAAUUUAAAAGCAGA
Messenger RNA from Hipposideros armiger (great roundleaf bat), 1988 nucleotides. Its product is annotated as transmembrane protease serine 11B-like protein. Lineage: Eukaryota; Metazoa; Chordata; Mammalia; Chiroptera; Hipposideridae. Gene Ontology annotation, molecular function: serine-type endopeptidase activity. The coding region runs from base 1 to 1260 and encodes 419 amino acids. Gene Ontology annotation, biological process: proteolysis. The transcript is spliced from 9 exons. The record is from RefSeq and is a predicted model, not a curated record. Gene Ontology annotation, cellular component: plasma membrane; extracellular region.